AUGGCGCGGCCAUUCGCUCGUGAACGGCAGCUUGCUAUCUCUGCUGUCCGCAGGGCCUGUGCCCUCACAGACUCCGUCUUCAAUAAGCUUGUCAAGAAUGAAACUCUAACGAAAGGCGACAAAUCGCCUGUGACUGUGGGCGACUACGCAGCACAGGCGUUGAUCAGCUCGAUGCUGGCUCGAGCGUUUCCUGACGACCCGAUUGUGGGCGAAGAAGACUCCAAAGACUUGCGCGUGGAGGAAGGCCGGGCUUUGAGAGAGCGAAUUGUAGAACUCGCAAACGAGGCUAUAAAUGCACCACUCAUCGACGGCGACGAUGUUGCUUGGGGAAUCGGCCCGGGGCAGACCAAAAAAACCGACGAAAUAUUGGAUGCCAUUGAUAGAGGCAGCCACGAGGGCGGGCGCAACGGCCGAAUGUGGACCAUAGAUCCCAUUGACGGAACGAAGGGUUUCCUUCGUGGAGAGCAAUACGCAGUCUGUGUGUCAUUGAUUGUUGACGCUCAAGUACAAUUGGGCAUCAUCGGCUGUCCGAAUCUCCCACUCGAUUUGUCCAAGCCAGACAGCGAGCGUGGCUGCAUCUUCCUUGCGAUCAAAGGUCAAGGCUGCUUCCAGCUUCCUCUCAAUGGACCUUCCGAAGCUCUGCUUAGAAUGCCCGCUUUUACACCAGCAACCCUCAGUUUUCUAGAGUCAGUCGAGGCAGCCCAUUCUUCACAUUCAACGACAGACACGAUAUCGACCCUUCUUGGAAUAACCAAGCCUCCGUUGCGGAUGGAUAGUCAAGCAAAAUACGGGUGUUUGGCGCGCGGGGACGGUGGCCUGUAUCUCCGUAUGCCCACUGGUGUGGGCUAUCGGGAAAAGAUUUGGGACCAUGCGCCUGGAUCUCUUCUUGUUGAAGAGGCGGGCGGAAUCGUAACUGACUCGCGAGGAGAAAGGCUUGACUUUGGGUUAGGUCGGACACUCGGGGAGAAUUUCGGUGUCGUUGCAGCGGGCGGGGAGGUGCAUCCAGCGGUUUUGAAGGCUGUUCAACAGGCGAACAGUGCGAAAGCCAAAGUGUAG
Mycena indigotica is the source of this 1056-nucleotide messenger RNA. Its product is annotated as 3'(2'),5'-bisphosphate nucleotidase. The transcript is spliced from 4 exons. Lineage: Eukaryota; Fungi; Basidiomycota; Agaricomycetes; Agaricales; Mycenaceae. The record is from RefSeq and is a predicted model, not a curated record. Gene Ontology annotation, molecular function: 3'(2'),5'-bisphosphate nucleotidase activity. Gene Ontology annotation, biological process: sulfate assimilation. Bases 1 to 1056 code for a protein of 351 amino acids.